AAAAAGGGCUCUCUCUCUCUCUCUCUCUUUGUUUAUUUAUUUAUUUGUUGAUGAUAAUUGAUUAAAUAAUGCUACAUUGAUCCUUUUCAUCGGCAAAGAUGUGAUAUUCAUCAUGCUAUAUAUAUAUAAGAGAGACAUGUAUAUCACUUUUACCUGCCCCUUCCAAAAAAAAAAGGAAAGGGGGAAGGAUGAAGUUUUGCCAUUUUAAAAUAAAACAAAUAAAAAGUUGUUUACUAUUAUCUUUUCUUUCUUGUUUAACAAUGAUUGACUAUUCUUUUGAUUUUGUUACCAACAUUACUUAUUUGUGUAUUGAUGAAAUCAGAAAAAGAGGACUUGAUGAGCCCAAAAUUUUUUGUAAAUCAAUGCCUAAUAAGGGCUUGUUUAUCAAGGUCUUUGAUAGACAAGAAUGUACAAAAGAGGACCUCUUGGACGUACAUAUUCACUCAGUUGCUUCACUUAUGCUGGAAACCCUUUGGAGUGGACAUGACCGUAUCAUUUCAAAAAAAACCUGGCGAAAAAUAAAUUAUUCAACAUGCACACUAUCGAGUCUUUCUAAUACAAUCAGCAGUAAAAGUGAACAGUUUUUAAUUGACAUAUUAGAAUUUUUGAUUGAAUUACUUGACCACAAACAACAAAACAAACUAAAUGCUUACAAGCUAGGUGAUGCUUUGGGGAAAGUAGUCUUGGGUCCUGCCGACUGUAGUCCCAUCAUGGCGGAAAAAGCGGGUCAUUUCUUAACUCGAAUGAUAAUAGAACAUGCCAAAAUUAAACAUCGUCAGAAGAAAGCUACACAGGCUAAACUUAUACAUCGUAUUGAUUCUGGAUACCAAGACGCGCCCUCGUAUUCAUGCCAUAGCUUUUACAGCGAAUAUCGACCUAUCUGCAAGUCGCAAGGCACAUUGGCCAGAGCAAAACACUAUAAUAGAGUAGCCUCCCGAAAGAAAAAGGCGAGUCUAGAUUGGACGGAUCAUAUAUUGGGCGUUCAGUCCAUGUUGGAUAAUGACUAUGAUUUGAUUCCUGAACCUCCAGAAAAACCAUGGAUAUCUAUCUUUACUAGUGCUGAUAUGCUAUCUAAAAAGAAUAUACAUGCUUCUCCAAUACUUUACCGUAUCUUGCGUGAAGCUUGUAAGCCCUUGCUUCCAAAGCGCUCUGAUCCUUUUAGUAUGUCGUACCUGUUUAGCUCCAAAGCAUUUUGGGUAGAGGCCCAACUCGCUCAAGCCUUCAAUGAGUUUUAUGCCAUCAGAAUCUAUACAGAAAACAUGAUCAAACUGUACGAAUCACAAGAUAAGUCCAAUCCAUUAAAAAAGCUGAACAAUUCACUUUCACAUCUCAAGCUGAAUAUCCGCAAAUAUGCAUCCAAGCAUGAUUUCUUUGAUAGUGAAGAAACACUUGUCGGGCUGUCAGAACCACCACGACAAAAAUCAGCACAAGUCAAGAACGCUAUGAAGAAAAUGGUUCGUAUGAGUCAUUCUCAACAUGGAGGAAAAGGUGAUAGAAUUAGCCAUAUUCUUGUCUGAACUGUCAUUUAUUGACGUGCCGGCUAUGUUUUAAUCCAAAUGUAUCUUCUUCUUUUUUUUUUCAUGCGCAAUUUAUCUUGUUCAUAUCUUUAAAAACCAUAAUAAUUAUCAUAAUAAAGGAUUACCUCAAGUUUGUUUGCUCUAUUUUUCAUGAGGUGAAAAUAAAUUAGUAAUUAUGUUAGGUAUUUAUA
Gilbertella persicaria is the source of this 1708-nucleotide messenger RNA. RefSeq lists its product as uncharacterized. Lineage: Eukaryota; Fungi; Mucoromycota; Mucoromycetes; Mucorales; Choanephoraceae. The record is from RefSeq and is a predicted model, not a curated record. The coding region runs from base 189 to 1517 and encodes 442 amino acids. The transcript is spliced from 4 exons. Gene Ontology annotation, biological process: signal transduction.